This is a messenger RNA of Epinephelus moara (kelp grouper), 5498 nucleotides long. It is a transcript of the gene mfge8b, whose product is annotated as milk fat globule EGF and factor V/VIII domain containing b. The transcript has 11 exons. The coding region runs from base 114 to 1571 and encodes 485 amino acids. Gene Ontology annotation, molecular function: calcium ion binding. The record is from RefSeq and is a predicted model, not a curated record. NCBI's taxonomy places the organism in Eukaryota, Metazoa, Chordata, Actinopteri, Perciformes, Serranidae.
CAAGCUCGAGCCACAGAAGCAACAACGUCCGGAGCGCCGCUGUCCUCCUGCCGUCGUCCCUUUAACUCACUAAUUAACUGCAGCUGAACAACGACUGGCGACAAACAGCAGCCAUGAAGGAGCAGAGAAGUUUUUUCCUUUGGCUGCAACUUUUCACAGCGUGUCUGGUGUUUGGGGUAAACGGUGAUUUCUGUGAGGUGAAUGUGUGCACUAAUGGUGGAACCUGUGUGACUGGGGCAGGAUCUCCGUUCAUCUGUAUCUGCCCUGACGGCUUCUCUGGAGAAACCUGCAAUGAGACUGAGACUGGGCCCUGCCACCCCAACCCGUGCAAGAAUGAUGCCAUCUGCGAGGUGACAGGCCACUCCCGCCGGGGUGACGUCUUUAGCGAGUACGUCUGCAAGUGCCAGCCAGGCUUCGAAGGAGUCCACUGCCAGAACAGUGUCCAAGGGGCAGAUAUAAGUUCGAGAAAAGAUGUGAAUGAUUGCGCCGGCCAGCCAUGCAAGAACGGAGGCAUCUGCAGGGACCUGGAGGGAGAUUUCAAAUGCCACUGCCCGUCCCCUUAUGUGGGCAAACACUGCCACCUGCGCUGUAUUUCUCUGCUCGGCAUGGAGGGUGGGGGCAUCGCUGAGUCCCAGAUCUCAGCCUCAUCAGUCCGUUACAGCCUGCUGGGCCUGCAGCGCUGGGGACCUGAGCUCGCCCGCCUUAACAACAAGGGACUUGUUAACGCCUGGAGUGCCGCAGCACAUGACAAGAACCCAUGGAUACAGAUCAACAUGCAAAGAAAAAUGCGCUUUACAGGAAUCGUGACGCAGGGCGCCAGUCGCAUUGGAACAGCCGAGUUCAUCAAGGCCUUUAAAGUGGCCUCCAGCCUGGACGGCAGGACGUACACCAUGUACAGAACAGAGGGACAGAGGAAGGACAAUGUAUUUGUCGGAAACGUGGACAACGACGGCACAAAGACCAACCUGUUUGACCCUCCAAUCAUCGCCCAGUACAUCCGCAUCAUCCCUGUGGUGUGUCGCAAGGCGUGCACCAUGCGCAUGGAGCUGGUGGGCUGUGAGCUCAACGUGUAUUCAAACACUUCAGGUUGUUCAGAGCCGAUGGGCAUGAAGUCCCGGUUGGUGUCCGACCGCCAGAUCACGUCCUCCAGCACCUUCCGCACCUGGGGCAUCGAGGCCUUCACCUGGCACCCUCACUACGCCCGGCUGGACAAACAGGGCAAGACCAAUGCCUGGACCGCCGCCACCAACAACCAGUCUGAGUGGCUGCAGGUGGACCUGGGCUCUACCAAGAAGAUCACAGGAGUCAUCACACAGGGGGCCAAAGACUUUGGCUCCAUCCAGUUCGUCACAGCCUUCAAAGUGGCUUACAGUGAUGACGGACAGUCCUGGACCAUCAUGAAGGACGAAACCACAAAGAAAGACAAGAUCUUCCCAGGCAACAGCGACAACAACGUUCACAAAAAGAACAUUUUCGAGCCCCCGUUCUACAGCCGGUUCGUCCGCAUCCUGCCAUGGGAGUGGCACGAGCGCAUCACCCUGCGAAUGGAGCUUCUGGGCUGUGACGAGUAGCGCUGCCCUGGUUCAGCCUCCCCCCACUCUCCUCCUCCUUUCUCUACCUCCUCCCCCCUUCCCCUCCCUUCCCUCCUCUUCCCCUCCUUUCCUUCUCCCUCCUGAGCCACACCUGCACUGCCUUGCUCUCAGCCCUAGGGGGCAGCAAACACCAGAGUAGCACACCACCACCACCCCAACCCUGGCUGGUUGGAGGUGGGAGAUGUUACCCUUAACCACUGUUACCAGGGCCCUGACUGAGUUUAGCUCACAGCGUCCCCGUCUUUGUUCGUUUCCUGAAUAGAUCACUCUUCUUUUUUCCACCUGAACCAAAUCUGUGAUCACUUCAAGAAGCGACCAUGUUAUCACUGAGCAGAGCUGGGGUCAGAUUUUUAUCCCACCUACAGGCUAAAUAAAAGAUGGUGACUCCCUCGUCCCUGUGUCUGAGGUCAGGGGUAACAGGACUGCUGCUGUAUCAGUUGGUGCUGCCUAGACUCUGAUCCUAGAUCAGUUCUACCUGGAACAUUUGAACCUCCAAGACCCACGGCUGGUGAUGUACAUAAGCUCCACUUAACAGCUUGCACACAUCCUAUAACCAAACACGUCACUUCCCAUCAGCACAGAAUAUAUACUAUCUUCAGAGGAUACAUUGACACUUGGUUAUUUUCUUUACCAAAAAGUGAAUCUGCACAUCGGAAAAUACGAAUGGUUUAUUAUCAAGAGACCUUUAAAUCUAAAAGAAACGUGUGUUCAUCUUUAGUGGGGAAAAACAAGUGAGUAAUAUUGAGUAGUUGAGCAAAAUAAGAGACUUAAAAUCUGAAGGUGUCCCACUUUGUGUGUUUCAGUGUUCCUGAUAUUCUCUGCAGUGGCUUUGACAGUGAAAUCCUUAGUCUGUGUUUCCCACAGUACAUUUGUUUGAACUGCUUCUGAGGGUUAACGUCUAAGAUGUAAAGAUAGCAGCCAAAAACAGAGGAGUGAACAUCCAACUAUUUACACAAACCCUUAUUUUUACUGAACAUCUAUGAACACAAACUUUUACAAGCUCUUCUGUUUGAGUCUUCAGGCCAAAUCAGGGUAAAGUCAUCAACUCUUCUUGUGCCAACACACCCUCAGAUUUUUGUUCCUGUGGGUUUAUUGUAAGAUAUAGUGUAUAGUAUAUGGUGAACUGGUGCAGACACACACAGAAUGAUAGAUUAAUUCCAUACAUUACAUGUCACUGUGGGGAAUAAUCAAUGAACCAUCACAGCUAGUCAGCUGAGCAGCCAAACAGAUGUGAUCUCAAAGCUGGAGGAGACGCCCUCAUUGACAGACAGGAUUAUAAACAAAGGACAAAAGAGUUUGAGAUCAUUGUUCAGAGAAAGAGAAGAGACUCUUUUAGGAAAUGAAUAAAAGCCCUUGACUGAGAUUUAAACAUGCUGCUGUCAUGAGCUUGUACGAUGUCUUACAUAAGUUCGGAAAACGAUUCCACCUUUGGACGUCUUUUCGCUUGAUCACAUUCUUUUUUACAUUUGAUAGUUGUUGGAGUGUUCACAUGUUGUUAGCUGCUACAGCAUGUGUAUCAAAUUUAAUAUAAAAAAGACAGGUUAAUGAUCAGUCUGUGGUUAGUUAGUCCUGCCUUUAACAGGCUGUUUGAAGUGGAGUGAUCAUAGAACGCAGCAUGUGUUGAGAUUUUUCUCAUCAGAACCAUUUCAGAUCGGGACACUUAUUCUUCAUCUCCAUUUUGUCAUUGCUGACAGAUUCUUGGAAUGACUAGAACGACAGUAUUAUAUCCAAAAUAAUCCAAGAUGCUUCAAGAAUUGUGUUUAUUACCAAUUGUUAAUAGGGCUGGGUAUCAGUAAGUGAUACUUUUUAAAGUAUAAACCAAAAUUACCCAGUACGAAGUAGUGACGAAACAUCUCCAGUCAAACGAUACCUGCAUUUGAUUCUCUGUGCUGGGGUCUAAUCCAGGGCCGUCCCAACACCCCAUCAGAUCAGCAAACUUUGUGUUGCCACUCUCCUGGUGAAGUCAGUUCAACAUCUGUGUGGUCAGCCCGUGCUAACACAGCAGCAGCGGCUAACAUCCAACACAGAGCUGUUAAACGAUCCCAACAAACUUGCACCAAAACAGCUCAACUCUUUUGGUAAACCCAUUAAUAACCAUUAGAUAUUGUUAGCCAUGGGAUGCUAACAGUUAGCCCUGUCACUGUGUGUUUAGCCAGGCAGAAUCUCGCAACUGUCCCCGGUGCCGAGCUCACACUUGCAGCAGCAGCUACAGCCCAUACAGUCUGUGGAUAGAGACAGAGAUACCACCAAAACGUUAAAAUUAUGGCUAUUCUACAGGUAUCGAAUGAAGUACUCUAGUACAGUGGUUCCCAACUGGUGCGUCCUGGUCCAAAAUUGGGUCAUGGGUCUAUUCUAACUUGACUCCAAGUGACUCGUUAAUGUGUCGAGAUUGUAAUAAACACAUUUUACUUUCACGUACAGUGGAUUAACAGCAGAGAGCUUUUAUUUUGAAAUUCUGUUUCUUGCUGUAGAGUGAGUGAAUAACGGACAGCUACUUGACGCAAGUAUGAUGCUGAACAUGUAUAAAACUCUGUGGACCUUGAAUUAAUUACUAAGGAGAAGUCUGGACCCCAUGGCGAGACCAGUUGGGAACCACUGCUCUAGUACUCUGGUAUCUGUAUCAUGUUAAGGGUACUGGUUUUGGCACUGGUAUCGUAACCUUUUAAACGAUACCCAGCCCUAUUGGUCAGCAUGGCUAACUUAGAGAUUGUCAGUAGUGUAGAGGCUGCAAGUUUAAAAUUUAUGAUGGAUGUUAUCUCCUCAGGUCAAAAGCAGAUCUGCUCAUAAUGUACAGUAAAUGCUACUGAAACAUUACUAAUUCUCACACAUACGCACACACACACACACACACACACACACACACACGGCUGUGCUUCAAGUUGUGUUCACACAGUUUUUUAAAGGCACUUUGAUGUUUGUGUUUUGACAUUUGAAAUAUUAAAAAAACCAAAAAGGAAAAACAACAAAAAAAGCAGUAUUGUUGAAGCAUUGAAGAACAAACAGUAAACAUAUUCAUUAUGACAUGUAGAAAUAAAAGAGAAAGAAAAGACAAUGUAGUUUCUUUGUUAGAUUCAACCUAAAGUCUGGGGGUACUCCCCCUGCUUUGGUUGUUUAGUGUUAAUAUGUGACAUGCGUAUAUACAGUACUUCUGUACUGCGAUCUGUCAGUAUUGGUAGAUGUAAAUGUUUGCUGCAGACCAUCUAUUUAGGGUCCAACAUUAUGCCUCCAGUUGAAAGCUGAGGCCCCGCUGAUAAGACUGCAAGAGAGAAACCAAAUUAAAACUGAUUUUUACGGUUCCACUGGACAUGUGACACGACCCGCCAAAUCAUCUGCUUCUGCCGCCCCCGUCACAGUAUUCUAAACCUUUCCACCCCAUGAAUUAUGAAUUAUGGGCUCGUGCAAUAUUAUACUGUGUUAGUUUUGAUAACAAUGAAUAUUAAUUCAAGAUCCUUAAAAAAUGCAUGAGGGGAUAGCGGUGCCACUGAGAGGUCGAGGAUGGAUGUUGGUGUCAAACACUGUACAAUAUUUAUUAUUGUUGCAGACGAUUCCAUGAGCAGUCGCCCUUGUUAUCCACGUCUGCAUGUGAUUUAUCGACUAGUGUGACUUUAAAACUGAACCCAUUUUGGAUUUAUUGGCGACAUAGCUUCAUUUUUUUUCAUCAACAUUCAAAGUAUUGUAGAUAUCUGGUUUCCCCGCUGUUCAGGUUUUCUAUGAUUGAUUUUAAAAGAAAAUGAUGUGUUUUUAUGGUAUUAUAUGAUUUCUUGCUAUACUGACUGUUGACCUCAUAGAAGUUUGACUGGAUUUGAAGCUUUUUUUUUUAUUCCAGUAUUGUGUUUCUAAGAGGAUUCCUUUAUGUUUGGCCUUUGUAUCUUAAAAUGAAGAAUAAAUAAAGACCUUAAAACAAAC